ACCACAGCCUGUAGGAUAUCACGGUCUUAGAAGAUAGGUAUCUUCCAUGGACUAAGAUAUCUUCUAAGAAACGGAUCAAUAGUAAGAUACGAUCCGUAUCGGAUUUUGAUAAGACCUGAUAUGACGUAACUACAUAUUAUACAGUAUUAUAGUUAUAUAGUAUUUGCGUUUUGCCUAUACGUGUCGAUUUUUUCUUUUUGAAAAACGUUUCGAAUUUCCAUUUUAUCAUCUUUACUCGUUAGUCUGGUCGACGGUCGUGACAAAAUAAUAAAAUAAAAAUAUGAUUUUGUUAUAAGUCUGGUUUUCACUAAAAUACUGUUGUUUAGUGCCUUGCAAUAGUUUUUUAAGUUUAUAACACUGUUUUUAAACACGUGUUAUGAUCGUGAGCUCGUAACGUUAUGAACGUUAGGUUCACGACUUACUGAAUUGAUCUCUAAGUGUUCGCGUAGUUAUAACAAACCAACAAACACCGGAACACAAACUUAAUCAUGGCUGAAAAAUCAUCGAAACCCUGUAUCAUUUGUGUAGCGUGUAAGAAAACAGGGCAGAAAUAUUAUACCUACCCUAAUACGUCUUUUCAUACAUUUCCGUCGUGUCCGGAAAAACGGCAGAUUUGGAUGAAUCGUUGUGGAUUAACAGAUCGAGAAGUCUUACGGUGUAGUAAGAUAUGUUCAUUUCACUUUAAACCAACGUGUUUCAAUACCAAAUUAAAGAGACACAUGCUUCAUCGUGACGCUGUACCAACAAUUUUUGUAGAAGACCAUGUAAAGAAGACAAAUAUGCCAAUAAAAAAGAAUGAAGAAAAACCAAAAAAUUGCAAUAAGAAUGAGAUUCCUUUUCAGAGUUAUGAUGUUUGUGAUGUUUCAGUCAAAGUGGUUGACUUCCUAUGUUAUCCACCAAGUGAUAUUUUAUUAACAAGUUCUGCUAAAAAAAUGAUUGAGAAAACAUGUCAGACUUGUGAUCUUCAUUAUGAAGUUGUAAAAGAAAUGAAUACAUUUGUGAGAGAUGCUUUCGAUAAAGAUAAAAAAGAAAUGAAAGAAACUAUCAUGAAACUAAGAAAACAAGUAUCAUCACUGGAAUCAGAAAUAGAAAAAAUUAAUAAUAAGACAGCAUUAUAUAAAGCUGAAUACGAGGCUAAAAUUAAAAAAUUGUAAUCUUAAUAUUUAGAUCAUUUUAUAUCUUAAAUCUAUCUAACAGUAAAACAGUAAAAUAAUGUUUACUUUUUCUUUUCUUUUUAUUAUUAAUUAUUAUUUAUAUAUAUAUUUUUAAAUUCUGCUGCUGGUGAUGAAUGUUAUUUAAUAUAAGUCAUUAUAUUAUUAUAUUCUAUUUAAUUUAGUCGCUGGGAAAAAAAUUAACAUUUUGAGUAAUUUGUUGUUUGAUUAAGUAAUAUUAUGUUGCAUUUGACAUCAAAAUAUUGUAUACAAGAAUAGUAUUGUAAAAAUGCUUUGGGACUUAAAAAAAUUAAGCAAAAUCAAUUAAGAACUGUUUAUUAUUAAAAGGUUAUUUUUUUUUUUUUUAAUUUUGCAAAGAAAGCUUUUUUUUAUAUACUGAUGUUAAAUAAGAAAACAAACU
Aphis gossypii (cotton aphid) is the source of this 1572-nucleotide messenger RNA. RefSeq names its product THAP domain-containing protein 1-like. The coding region runs from base 489 to 1154 and encodes 221 amino acids. The transcript has 3 exons. Gene Ontology annotation, molecular function: sequence-specific DNA binding. NCBI's taxonomy places the organism in Eukaryota, Metazoa, Arthropoda, Insecta, Hemiptera, Aphididae. The record is from RefSeq and is a predicted model, not a curated record.